This is a messenger RNA of Talaromyces rugulosus, 432 nucleotides long. RefSeq lists its product as uncharacterized. The coding region runs from base 1 to 432 and encodes 143 amino acids. The transcript is spliced from 4 exons. The record is from RefSeq and is a predicted model, not a curated record. NCBI's taxonomy places the organism in Eukaryota, Fungi, Ascomycota, Eurotiomycetes, Eurotiales, Trichocomaceae.
AUGGGCAAGAAGAAGAGAUCUGGCCCUCUGUCGCACGAGGAAAUCUGGGAUGAUUCCGCGCUGGUGCGGUCGUGGGACGACGCUGUAGAGGAGUACGAGGUCUAUCACAGCAUCCAUGCGCGCGGCGAGGAUGUUGAGCAGGUGUUGAAACGCGCAGAGGAAGAGGGCCGCCUCGACGAGGCUGGCGAGCCUAUGGAGACUGAGACCGCCGCGACCAAGUCCAGCGAAAAGGCUCCAUUAUCAGACGCACAGCCUGCAACGGCUUCAUAUUCACAGCCGCCGGCUGGAGCAGCCCCGGCCAUGCCCAGCGCGUUGCUCGGACAAGUGCAAGACCCAGCAUUGAAAAACCUCAUGAUGUCGUGGUACUUUGCAGGCUACUAUACUGGGCUCUACGAAGGACAACAGCAAGCAUCUCAAAAUGCGACUAAAUAG